AUGCUAGCAUUUUUCACGGAUAAUCUGGAACAGAAAUGGAUGAAUAUCGCAGUUAUAGUGGCUGGGUUGCAUGGUAUUGGAGAGAGUUUAUCAGUGUUGAUGGUUCAUAGUUCAUAUCGGAAUGCAGUCUGGAGGUUGAUCCCUGGAUGCAGUGCUGAGAGAGAUCUUGUUUUUGGGAGAAGGAAAAGUUCAAAGCAGAUUAUUAUGCAGAAGUUGUCGGAUUAA
Molecule: messenger RNA, 225 nt
Organism: Caenorhabditis remanei
Lineage: Eukaryota; Metazoa; Nematoda; Chromadorea; Rhabditida; Rhabditidae
Exons: 1
Coding region: 1-225 (74 amino acids)
Source: RefSeq, a predicted model, not a curated record